This is a messenger RNA of Manduca sexta (tobacco hornworm), 1647 nucleotides long. RefSeq lists its product as uncharacterized. The record is from RefSeq and is a predicted model, not a curated record. The transcript has 3 exons. Bases 1 to 1647 code for a protein of 548 amino acids. Lineage: Eukaryota; Metazoa; Arthropoda; Insecta; Lepidoptera; Sphingidae.
AUGGCGCCACGUCCAUCGGCGCCAUCGUUGUCGAUUCCGGCAGAGGAUAUCCCGGAGGUUUCGCCUGGAGAGCUCCAGGUGGCAGUGUCUCGGUUGCGGAGCAAAAACUCGCUCCGGGGCUCGACGGUGUACCCGGACGUGUCUGGGUCCUCGCUGUCGAGUCACUGGGUACGAGGCUCCGUAGCCUUUUCUCCGCGUGCUUUGAGCAGGGCACUUUCCGUCGCGGUGGAAGACGGGGAAGCUUGUCCUGCUCAAGAAAGAAGGAGACCCGCAGAGUCGCCAUCGGCCUACCGACCGAUCGUGUUGCUCGACGAGGUGUGCAAACUGUUCGAGCGUGUGGUACACGCUCGCCUCGUCGGGCAUCUCGAACGGAUCGGCCCGGAUCUGGCCGCUUGCCAGUACGGGUUUAGGCGCGGCCGAUCCACGAUUCACGCGAUUCUGCGGGUGAAAGCACUGGCGGAGGAUGCAGUCGCUCGGGGCAGGGUCGUGCUGGCGGUGUCCUUAGACAUCGCCAACGCGUUUAACACCAUGCCCUGGGCCUGCAUCAACGAGGCACUGCGGUAUCACGAGGUGCCACCUUAUCUCCGGCGUCUGGGCUCGGUCCUCGGGCCGCUCCUGUGGAACAUCGGCUACGACUGGGUGCUCCGUGGUACCAACCUUCGAGGCGUCGCCGUCGUCUGCUAUGCGGACGACACGCUCGUGACGGCGACGGCCAGGACCUUUCAGAGGGCGUCCCUGCUCGCCUCAUUCGGUACCGAAUUGGUGGUGCGCAGGAUUCGGCGACUGGGUCUCGCGGUGGCUCUCCACAAGACCGAGGCCCUUGCCUUCCAUGGGCCUCGGAGUAGGCCGCCCAUCGAGGCCUACAUCUCUGUGGAGGGCGUGCGGAUACCCGUCGGCUCAAAGAUGAAGUAUCUCGGUCUUCAUCUGGACAGCCGAUGGGACUUCCGCGCGCACUUUGAGGUUUCUCUCGCCGAAGUUGGCUGCUGCGAAGACCGCAGCGCAUGGUGGCGCAGCGUAUCGUCAGGGGCUACCGCACGAUCUCACACGAAGCGGCUUGCGUAUUGGCGGGCACUCUGCCCUGGGAUCUCGACGCGCGGGCUCUCUUCUGUCUUCUGGUGGCGGGAAGAGAGCUUGCGCCGAGGACAGAGGCUAGCCCCCCAAGAGGUCGAGACCACUCUGGUCUCCCUCCGCAACGCCGCUGUGGAGGAAUGGCAGCUCAGGCUGGAGAGCCCGAGUGCGGGCUUGAGGACCGUCGCGGCAGUGCGACCCGUCCUUCGACAGUGGUUGGACAGGCACCACGGUGCGCCGACAUUCCGGCUGACGCAGGUGCUCACCGGGCACGGGUGCUUCGGUGCAUACCUGUGUCGCAUAGCCGGGAAGGAGGAGUCCGCCGCGUGCCACCACUGUGGCAACUGCCGCGAGGACACGGCCCAACACACUCUCGAGGAGUGCCCAGCCUGGACGGAAGAGCGCAGCGCUCUCUUGGCCGUCAUCGGAAGCGACCUCUCGUUGCCGACCGUGGUCGCCGCCAUGGUCCGCAGUCGGAGGUCGUGGCGAGCUAUGGCCUCCUUCUGCGAGCGUGCCAUGUCGCAGAAGGAGGCCGCGGAGCGGAUAGGAGCAGACCGAUCCCGCCCGCCGCCGCCAUAG